Molecule: messenger RNA, 1749 nt
Organism: Solanum tuberosum (potato)
Lineage: Eukaryota; Viridiplantae; Streptophyta; Magnoliopsida; Solanales; Solanaceae
Exons: 4
Coding region: 1-1749 (582 amino acids)
Source: RefSeq, a predicted model, not a curated record
AUGUUGCGUGAUAACUAUAGGGUCAAGUUCAAUACCGUUGAAUCCGAAGAGCCUAUUGUUCUACCUCCUCUACCUCUGGGGCAUACAUUCGUAGUGACUAGCAGUCUGAUGAAGAUGCUUACAACGAGGGGUUUGUUCUCUGGUAUGGCAUCGGAUGAUCCGUAUAGGCACAUGGCCAAGUUGAGGAGUUCUUGCAAGAGUUGCGUGGGUCGACCGGAAUUGGACAUGGAUAUCAUUAGGUUGAGAGUCUUCCCUCUAUCAUUAAUCGGUGAUGUUGUUGUGUGGUUUUCUGAGCUUCCAUAUAACUCCAUUCACACAUGGGAUCAAUUGCAUAAAGUGUUCAUGGCAAAGUACUUCCCAAUGUCAAAGAAGUUGAACCACAAAGAUAAACUCAACACAUUUGUGGCACUACCUGGAGAGUCUAUCAGUAGUUCGUGGGAUAGGUUCACUACCUUCAUCAGAAGUGUUCCAAACCACCGCAUUGAUGAUGAUUUGCUAAAGGAAUAUUUCUACAGGGGUCAGGAUGACAAUAGUAAGGUGGUGCUUGAAACUAUCGCUGGAGGUUCAUAUGGUAAGUGCACUUUUGGGCAGAUCACUGAGAAAUUGGAGAAGAUCUCCCGGAAAAACAAAGCCUGGAGCACUAGAAAGUCAGACACUGGGAAGAGCACAUUUGCAGUUCAAUCUACACCCAACCAAUCUGCUGAUGACAUUCAUGAAGAGAUGAUGAAUCAGUUGUCUACUACAGUAAACCCACGUCAGCCUGGCACACUUCCUAGCAACACCAUCCAAAAUGCGAAUAAUAAUGGGCAUUGUAUGGUAGUCACUACUCGAGUGGGUAAGCGAACCAUUAAUCCACCUAUGAUGUCUAAGGUGGAAAUUUUGGUUGAGAAAGAUGAUGAAGAGAUUGAGGUUACAGGAGAGUCCAAGAAUGCUACAGAGAAGGAAGCAGAGAUAACCCAAAAAGUUGUCCUAAUGCCUAGACCUCCAUCUCCAUUCCCACAGAGGUUAGUUAAGAACAAUGAAGAAGGGAAAUACCGCAGGUUCAUCGCUAUGUUGAAACAAUUGUCCAUCAAUGUUCCGUUGAUAGAAGCUUUGGAGCAAAUGCCUGGGUAUGUGAAGUUUAUGAAAAAUUUGGUGACGAAGAAAAGGUCCAUGAGAUUUGAAGAUGAUGAUAGGUUGCAAUAUUGUAGUGUUAUUGUUAGAAGGUCCCUUGUGCUGAAGAAAGAGGAUCAUGGUGCCUUCACUACUCCAUGUACCAUCGGGUUGCUACAUUUUGCGAAGGUGUUGUGCGAUUUGGGUGCUAGCAUUAAUCUGAUGUCAUUGUCUAUUUACAAGAAGUUGGGUUUAGGGGAUCCAAAACCGAUCGCGAUGCGUUUGCUCAUGGCUGAUAGAGCUGUGAAGAGGCCCAUUGGUAGUAGUGAGCUCAAGUCAGUAUCAGUGGUGAAUCAUAUUGUAGAGAGUGGUUAUGAGGUGUCUAUUGAAGAGAGGUUGGGUAUUGAUGCACUAGCAGUGGUAAUGAUGAAUUUUGAGGGUGGUGGUAUUGACGACUUUGAUGAAUUGGUCGCUGCACUUGAUAGGCUCGAAUUCCGUUCAAAACCAAAGAGAUUGGAAUUAGACAUGAAGAAUCGCGACUCUUCACCCGCAAGACUGUCUGUUUAUGAGGCUCUGAAAUUGGAUCUUAAGAUGCCAUUUGGGUUGUGCAAUGCACCAGUGACCUUCCAGCGUUGUAUGGAUGUCGAUAUUUUCUGA